Molecule: messenger RNA, 1725 nt
Organism: Aspergillus saccharolyticus JOP 1030-1
Lineage: Eukaryota; Fungi; Ascomycota; Eurotiomycetes; Eurotiales; Aspergillaceae
Product: methionine--tRNA ligase MSM1
Exons: 8
Coding region: 1-1725 (574 amino acids)
Biological process (GO): methionyl-tRNA aminoacylation
Molecular function (GO): methionine-tRNA ligase activity; ATP binding
Source: RefSeq, a predicted model, not a curated record
AUGGCAGCGCUGAGGGCUGGUACUUGCGCUCUGCCAUGGGCAGGCCGGUUCAUGGCUUCAAACCGCUUCUCCUGGAAGCUCGCAUCUUGCAAGACAGCGCUCCCCGCGACGACCAUCCGUCCGCGUCGAUUUGCGACAGCGGCCUCCGAGCCCACUCCGGGCAAACCGUACUAUAUCACGACGCCAAUCUUUUAUGUUAAUGCCGCACCUCAUGUUGGUCACUUGUAUACUAUGGUCAUUGCCGACGUCCUGAAGAGAUGGCGGGUAUUAAUCGGCGAAACGGACGCUCAGCUACUGACGGGGACCGACGAACACGGAAUGAAGAUCCAGCAGGCCGCUCUAGCUGAAGGAAUGGAAGCGCAAGCAUUAUGUGAUCGGAACUACAAGAAGUUCGAGGAUCUGGCGAAAGCUGCAGGCAUAGACUACGACUACUUCAUCCGAACCACCGAGCCGGCGCACAAGGACGCGGUCCAGUACUUCUGGGAAAUGCUGCAGCAUCGGGGUUUCAUUUACACCGCCAAGCACGAGGGGUGGUAUUCGGUCAGCGAUGAGACGUUCUAUCCUGCGGCUCAAGUGCACAAAUCUUUAGAUCCCACGACGGGACAUACAAGAACGGUCUCGAUGGAAACCGGAAAGGAAGUGGAAUGGUCUUCGGAAACGAACUAUCAUUUUCGACUGUCGGCCUUCCAGGAACCCUUGUUGGAUCUCUACAAAACAGGCUUUAUUACCCCGACCGCCUACGCACACAACAUUGUCAAAUCCGUUUCUGAGGGUCUUCAAGAUCUAUCGAUUUCCCGGCCUGCAGAGCGCUUGACGUGGGGUAUCCCAGUGCCGGGCGAUGACACGCAAACCAUCUAUGUCUGGGUGGAUGCCCUAGUCAACUAUUUGACCAAAGCCGGCUAUCCUUUUGCCCCGGGCCAAGGGGCUCGCCUAGGCUGGCCGGCAGAUGUACAUGUGGUUGGUAAAGAUAUUGUUCGCUUUCACUGUGUAUACUGGCCAGCCCUCCUGAUGGCCCUCGACCUUCCACUCCCUCGCAAUGUCCUGGUUCAUGGACACUGGACCAUCAACCGCGAGAAGAUGUCCAAGUCCACAGGCAACGUGGUCAACCCAUUUUUCGCGUUGGACCGCUUUGGCGUCGACACGAUGCGCUUUUUCCUCAUCCUCCAGGGUGAACUAGCGGGAGACGCGAACUACGAUAACGCUUACAUUAUCCGCGAUUACGACAAGACACUGCGGAACGGCCUCGGCAACCUCGCCUCGCGGGCGAUUGGGUGCGCAAAGGGUGAAGUUCCGACUUACAUUGCCAACGGGGCAGAGGGAAAGCUUCCUUCGCCGACUUCCGCCGACACAGACUACGAAACGCAACUGAGAGAGCUACCGUCGAAGGUUGCGAGUCACAUGAACAGUCUCAACCCCCGCGCGGCGUUGCAAGAAAUCAGGGCCAUCAUUGAAUUGGGCAACAAAUACUUCCACAACACGUCCCCGUGGGAGAACCCUACGGCGCGCCAGCGAUCCAUCUACAACAUCGCCGAGACCAUCCGCAUGACCGGAAUUCUGCUCCAUCCAUUUAUGCCCACUAAGUCAAAGGAAAUCCUAGAUAUGUUUCAGGUGAACCCGCAGAGGAGAAGCUUCGCAUCGGCCGAGUAUGGGUCGGACCCAACCUACGGAGAAAGUCCCAAGAGGAGACACCUGUUCCCCCGUCUUCCAUUCAAAGAUAACGAAUAA